This is a messenger RNA of Tarenaya hassleriana, 906 nucleotides long. RefSeq names its product cyclin-dependent kinase inhibitor 7. Gene Ontology annotation, cellular component: nucleus. Gene Ontology annotation, biological process: negative regulation of cyclin-dependent protein serine/threonine kinase activity. The coding region runs from base 26 to 643 and encodes 205 amino acids. The transcript is spliced from 4 exons. The record is from RefSeq and is a predicted model, not a curated record. Gene Ontology annotation, molecular function: cyclin-dependent protein serine/threonine kinase inhibitor activity. NCBI's taxonomy places the organism in Eukaryota, Viridiplantae, Streptophyta, Magnoliopsida, Brassicales, Cleomaceae.
GCUCAACCUUCAGAGAGAAAGAGAGAUGGGCGAGAGAAAAGCGAAUUGCAAGAAAAGAGACGCAGAAGACGCAGAGUGCGAAGCUUCGAGCACAAGCUUCAGGUCUCUGAAAAGGAUGAGACUCGGUACUGACUCAGUCGACUCCCACGGCGUCUACGGGUCAUCGUCACAGGUGACCAAGGUUUUUCCACCGGCCUAUUCCGACUCAUCUUCCGGCGGGUGUUCCGCCUCCUCCGCCGGAGAAAACGAUGAUCAGAGCUCGAGCGUCUGCUCCGGCUGUUCUAGCAGGGAGACAAACGAACUCGCGAAGGAUGAACUGAAAUUUGUAGAUCCGAAGGCUCCUCAAAUUUCAGAAACCGAAAUCUCAACGUGCAUCACCAACAAUUUCAGAGAGGAGAGGGUUCCGGCGAGGGAGUUUUCGGGAGAAGCGGCGGAAAUGGAUUCCAGGUCUACGGCGACGGCGACGCGUGACCGAAGAAAACCACCGGCGGCAAGCAAGAGUCCGACAGAGGCUGAGCUUGAGGAGUUCUUCUCCGGAGCAGAGAAGUACGAGCAGAAGCGAUUUGCAGAGAAGUACAACUACGACGUUGUCAAGGACACGCCGCUUGAAGGUCGGUACCAGUGGGUUCAUUUGAAGCCAUAGAAGACGAAGAAAGAAGAAGAAACAGAGAUGCUAAUGUUACGCGUUGUAGUACCGUGAGUUUGUCACAGAAUCGAGAGGUUCUUUCCUUUCUUCACGUCUAUUCUCUCUCUCUCUCUGUACAAAACCGAAAAGUACGAACAAAAGAACAGAAGCUGCCUUUCUGCAAUUUCUCAGCUUAACAAAAUCUCAAAUUUUUUGUUCUGGGUUUCUUUAGUACAUAUGCAAUUUUGCAAUCGUGCAAGUAAUUUUGAUAAUUUUCUCAA